Messenger RNA from Nymphaea colorata (pocket water lily), 1717 nucleotides. RefSeq names its product zinc finger CCCH domain-containing protein 23-like. Lineage: Eukaryota; Viridiplantae; Streptophyta; Magnoliopsida; Nymphaeales; Nymphaeaceae. The coding region runs from base 337 to 1521 and encodes 394 amino acids. Gene Ontology annotation, molecular function: metal ion binding. The transcript has a single exon. The record is from RefSeq and is a predicted model, not a curated record.
UUUAGGUAACGUGUCUCCGAGCUCGGGCUCUCGUCUCUGGCUCACCCUCUCUGUCACCCACCACGUAUGGUCGUUGCAUGCUCCCUCUCACAUGCCUCCUUUCCACGUACUCUUCUCUCCCAUGCGUCAUCUCUUGCGUCCUCCCCUGCACACUUCCUUCUUUUCUCCCCCGUAAUUUAACCGUCUUCCCCUUCCCCCGCCGUAUAUAUUCUCUCUGCACUCCCUCUUCUUUCCCUGCACUCCAUCCUCUCCUCUCUCCGCCAUUCAUGGCUUCUCCUUCUUGACCCGCAGGUUCCCUCUGCAUUCUCAUCCUUUUACUCCUGCUGUGGGAUCAGUAUGACGAGUGUUUGUUGCUCUCCUGAACAGCUGAAGUUCUUAACUGGUAAGAAGGCCAGGCCUUCUUCCGUUUCUGGUUUCCAUGAGGCCUUGGAUCUGAGCCCCACCGCCACUACGACCACCACAGCCGCGACCACUCUCCGGCGCCUUCUUCUCCAGAGGGCCGAUUCCCUUCACAGCGACUGCUCUCUUUCCCCUUCCGAAGCCUACGCUUUGCAGAGGUUCCUGCCUUCUAACUACGAGGAUGGCGGUGCGGGCGACGAGGAGGAGGAGGACGCGGUGCCGGAUGACUACGCCUGCGACGAGUUCAGGAUGUACGAGUUCAAGGUCCGGCGGUGCACUCGCGGCCGGAGCCACGAUUGGACUGAUUGUCCGUUUGCUCAUCCUGGGGAGAAGGCCAGGCGCCGGGACCCCCGCCGGUACAAUUAUUCCGCCACUCCCUGCCCUGACUUCCGGAAGGGGGCCUGCCGGCGGGGUGACGCCUGCGAGUUCGCCCACGGCGUGUUCGAGUGCUGGCUCCACCCUUCGAGGUACCGGACGCAGCCCUGCAAGGACGGCUUGAACUGCCGACGGAAGGUCUGCUUCUUCGCCCACACGCCGCAGCAACUGCGCGUGCCUGGAGGCGGCGGAUGCGACACCCGCGGCGGUGGCCGUUCUCCUCGAUGCUGCGCUUUCUGCUCGGCUUCCAAGCUCCAUCAAUGGGUUUCCCAAGGUGGGUCCUCUCCGAAUUCGACGCUGAUGGUCGGCGUCUCCCCUUUCUCGCCGCCGGCGUCUCCGCCCAUCUCGUCACCCCCUCUGUCCGUGUCUCCCGCUUCUCCAUAUUUUUCGGCGUACCAGAGCUUCAUAUCGGAGCUUGCGAGUUCGCUCGAUUCCGUUGAUCUCAAUUCCACCGCAACCUUCGGCGGGAAGGCCACUGGCGCCACCGCCGUUGGGGGUGCGUCCCAGCGAUCCCUGUCCUGGUCAUCCUUGCCGUCUAUUGAUCGAACACGCCCUUCCUAUUCAUGCACUCCGUUUUCCACGCUCUGGAGGUUCCAGGAAGAGGAGGAAGAAGAGAUGGAAAAGGAGACAAUGAUUCGUGAUACCACCACCACCGGCAACAACAACAACAACAACCAGAAUGACACCUCCGUCGCGGCCGCCAUAUCUGAUCCUGAUUUCGGGUGGGUAAACGAGCUUAUCAUGUAGAUGUAGAAGAGAGAAUGUAAAUGGUACAUAGUUGCGUAUGUCCAUUAUUUUGUGUGUCCAUUUUCAGUCAAUUUUUUUGGUCUUUUUUCCCCCUUUAUUUUGAUGUUAAACAUUGUCUGUAAACUCAGAGACGAAGAAAGAUGUCUGUCUCUGUUCAGUGUAAAUGUUCUUUGCUGUUGAAUAUAUGGGAUCGGUU